GAGGACCCUUGACUUAAUUGAUUUAAUUGAUUUAAACCAAUGUAACUUCGAUUUUUGAUUUUUGAUCGCCAUCUGAAGAAAGUUUGAUGAACUUCUUGGAUUGGAACUUUUUGCUGCUAAUGUCAGCUAAUGUGAACAUAACCAAAACGAAGCAGAAGCUUUUUCGCGAUUCUGCAAUGAUGGAAAUUUUUGACGUUUUAAUUUUUUCGUGAUUUUUCCGAAGUGUUUCAAAGUUCGGAUAUGAUCAUGUUAUGGAUGGAUAUAUAAUUAAAUUACUGCCUGUAGUCUUGUCACAAAGAACUCUUUGAUGUUGCCAUGGAUACGGGAGCACAUUGUGGACGCCUGGCAUAGCAGAAAGAGUUCAAGGGCCCAAAGAAGGUCCUUGAUUCUUUCUUCCGUCAGAUCAGGGGUUCCUGAAAAUCUUAACACCGCCAUGCACAUGCCAUCGUCUUCUGCACCCGAUACAUUUACCGUUAAUAUUAUCAGUUUUGGAGGAUCUGUACUGGAAGUAACCGUAAAACCAGAAUACACAGUCGAGAAGGUAAAAUCUAUAGCAAUGAAACACUUUUACGAGCAAGAUGAAUCCAAGUCUGCAUCCAGCUUUCGACUUGUACAUGUCAAUAAUUGUAAAGCACUUGCUGAUGACAAAAAAUUAAUAGAAGAGGACUGCAAUAAUUCUGACGAGCUGCUAUUAGCGGAGAUUAGAUCGUUCGAGGGAAAGGAAAAUUUAUCGGACGAAUUAUUGAAGGGGCCGACUGAAGCGGAAAUAUUACGCGCGACUGCUGAUUUGCCUAUAAAAAAUCCCCCACGACCUAUGCCACCUUCAGAUUGCCCAGUUGAUUUUCAGCACGAAAUUCACAAAAUAUUAAUAACCCUCGUGCAAGCUUCAGCCAAAAUUCUUAUGUACAGUCCGGAUGCAGAAAAAUGUUAUAAGAAUAUUAAAGAGAGACUAGAAGCCAGAUAUAAACCGCCGAAUGAUCCCAAGGCUGUGAAAUACCUUAUGGAUAUGGGUUUUACAGAAAAUAAAGUCAUCAAGGCUCUAAGUUUAAGAAAAAUGAACACAGCCGAUGCUCUAGAGUGGUUAAUAGAACACCAAGAUGAUUCUGACGAAGAGGAUUUACAACUUCCAAUUCUUGAUUUAGAUGCAAUGAUUGCAGGACCAAGCACAUCAGGCAAUAAUGACAUUCAAGUAGAGCCAAAUCUUGUGAACAUUGUGACUCUCACUUUGGAUAGUUACCGACAAUACAAAAAAUUGGAAUUUAAACCUAGUCCGAGAAUUAUGCAGUCUCUUCAAGAAAUGGGUUUUGAUGAGAAAAGAAUCGUCGAAGCACUCAAAGUCACUGGAAACAAUCAAGCUAAUGCGUGUGAAUGGUUGCUCGGAGAGAGAAGACGCAGUUUACACGAUUUGGACGAAGGCAUCAAACCAGAUGAGCCAAUCUACAAAGCAAUUAUGAGUAAUCCUCACAUACAGCUUAGUCUCACCAAUCCCAAAUUCUUACACGCUUAUUUAUCGAUUCUGGAAACACCAUCGUCGACAAAUUUAUGGAUUAACGAUCCCGAAGUGUCUCCCGUACUUAGCCAAAUAUUCAAGACAUAUCAUGCUGAAAAACAUGCUAUCGACAUGAGUCGAUACAACAGCUAGCGUUUCGGGAGUCUGGGUUCCAGCGUUAACAGAUUGUCGAUAUUUUCGUAUAAAUUUACAUAACAUUCUUUUUAAAUUCCUACUACCAUAACGAGUACUGUUGUUCAUCAGAUUCGGACGAUUCUUAAUAAAUAUUUAAAUCAGGGUCGUGAAGAACUAUUCAAUCUUGAAUUGAACUUUUCUUUCUGGAUGUUAACUAUGAAAAAAAGAUAUAUUAAUCUCGAAAAUUCUUGUAAGAAUCGUUUGAAUGUGGUUUAGAAAGAAAUGUAGUCGAUAUUUAUUAUAGAUUCUAGAUAUUUUUAUGGUCGAGACGAUCCUCGGAAGUUUCUUGUGAAGAAAGUAUUCAUAGAAUAUUUGCAGUUUUUAAUUUAAUUGAAUAAUAUUAUUGCUUGAUAAUCAUAAAAGAAUAUUCUUCAUGGAGAAUCGACUCGGCUUUUGUGUUCAUACUCGGUUAUAAAAUCAUAAAAUAUUUAUCAACCGAGGUAAAAAGUAGACCAUCAUGUUGAAAGUUGACGCUAGUCAGAUGAAAAUAAUUACGCGAUUGUUAAAAAUGUCCGCUAUUGUGAUUCAUUCGGUUUAAACCCACUUGCUAUAAUGGCACUGCUUCUCGUGGAUCGCGAUUUUUUGUGAUAUUAUAUAUUAUCCGUCGUUAUUCAUUACUUUUACAGUAUAGAAUUGCGGACGAUUUUACUCUUUUUUUACUAGUAAAUUUUAAAAAAAUGUGAAUCAUAAACAUUAUAGAAAUAUUGUUUUAUAUCUGUAUGAAUUUCCUUUAUGGCGAAUAGCAAAUGUUCUGCAAACGCGACACGAGGUUCUUUGCAUAAGCUUUAAGAUUCGGGAGCAAAGAAAAAUGUAGAUAUAUACAUAUUUGAAUGUUUAGAAAUACCGAACUGAUUCUAAUAAUUUUUUGAAAGCCAUUUUAUACUUCUCGGAUUUAUAUUUUACCUACAUUUGUGUCGCAACAUUUUAUGUAUAAACUAACUGAGAUAUCGAGAUAAACAUUUGGGAAAAUAAAUUUUUAUGGUUCUGAAUUAAUGAAAAUACAAAAAAAUCAAUUUUGGAAAUUUUUGGUUGUAUUUACAGAAAUGUAAAACUUCACAAACGGUCCCUAGUGCGUUUUGUAUAAUUUUUCAAAUCUUCAACUCAAUAUCUCAAUUCGUGUGAACGUGAAUUGUUGCGUCAAAAAUGUCGGUAAUUUAUGAAUCGGGUCAGUCAGUAUCACAUGGCCUUAAUUAUCUAAAUUAAUUAAAUUUGAUCUCUGACUUAAAGUUCCUUUAGGGCUAGAUAUAGAUCAUGUUUUUAGUCUAUUUUUAAAUUAUUAAUGUAUAAAAAAAAUACAAUACCUUUUUUUAUAAAAUGAUCAAACUAAUUUCUAUUUUUACUUGUGAAAUUUCGGAAAAUUGUGUAUUAAAUAAAAAAAGUUUAGAUGAAAUCUUCAGAUUCCAGUUAGAAAAUAGUCAGAAAUGUUAUGUUCAAUAUUUACUUACUUAUAUUGAAUGUGUAUAUUUGUUGCUUCCACUGAACAAUAAUUUUUUUUAAGAGUCGGAUAUAGUUAUAUGUUGAAAGAGAACUGACAAAAGAUAACACUUUCAGCAAAAAACUUUUUUAAAUGUAGUACAAUAUUUAAAAUGCGAAAAAGUAAUUAAAAUCUUGUAUGUUUUGUAGUAUGCUGUAUACAUUCCGUAAUUAAAAAAAGCUUCAUGUUAUAGGCAUUAUUAGAAUUUUGAAAUUGUUGACAAUUGCUCAUUCGAUGCAAAGAACACGACAAUGCUAUGUAAUUGAAUCUGAAGUAGACAAAAAAAAUAUUUUUUGAUUUGA
Messenger RNA from Belonocnema kinseyi, 3460 nucleotides. RefSeq names its product ubiquitin-associated domain-containing protein 1 (gene Kpc2). Lineage: Eukaryota; Metazoa; Arthropoda; Insecta; Hymenoptera; Cynipidae. The coding region runs from base 308 to 1642 and encodes 444 amino acids. Gene Ontology annotation, molecular function: protein binding. The transcript is spliced from 9 exons. The record is from RefSeq and is a predicted model, not a curated record.